UCCGUCUAACCUGUCCCCACCCCCCCCCCCCCAAAAAAAAAAAGAACAAUCGCUCUUCCUUUUGUCAUUCACGCCGACGCAUUCAUGGAGGAAGCUAACGUUGUCGAAACUAAGGAUGGAACUGUAUCGGUAGCUUCUGCAUUUCCUGGCCACCAGGAAGCUGUACAGGAUAGGGACCACACAUUUUUAAGAAAAGCAGUUGAAGAAGCAUAUAAAGGUGUAGAAUGUGGAGAUGGGGGCCCGUUUGGUGCUGUCAUAGUUCGUAAUGGUGAAGUAGUUGUUAGUUGUCACAACAUGGUACUGAGACACACAGACCCAACUGCUCAUGCAGAGGUGACUGCUAUAAGAGAGGCUUGUAAGAAGCUUAAGCGGAUGGAACUUUCAGAGUGUGAAAUAUAUGCUUCUUGCGAACCUUGCCCCAUGUGCUUCGGUGCUAUCCAUCUUUCACGAAUCAAGAGGCUAGUUUAUGGAGCAAAGGCUGAGGCUGCCAUUGCUAUUGGAUUCGACGAUUUCAUUGCCGAUGCGUUACGGGGUACUGGAUUUUAUCAGAAAGCUCAGUUGGAGAUUAAAAGAGCUGACGGGAACGUGGCCAUCAUUGCAGAAGAAGUUUUCGAGAAAACAAAGGAAAAAUUUAGAUUGUACUAAAUCUCACACUUUCCUCCAACAGCAUUAUUUUACCCUCGCAGUAACUGUGUUUGUCCACGGCUGUUUUCAUCUCAAUUAUUGAAAAUGAUAAUAACAUUUGACUUGUGCAAGUUGUAUUAUGCUGCAGUAAGGAUUGCUUCGUCUGGUUAAUGCAAACUGCAAAGUAUGGGCGUCAUCCAUCUCUUGA
This is a messenger RNA of Prosopis cineraria, 832 nucleotides long. Its product is annotated as guanosine deaminase-like. NCBI's taxonomy places the organism in Eukaryota, Viridiplantae, Streptophyta, Magnoliopsida, Fabales, Fabaceae. The coding region runs from base 85 to 645 and encodes 186 amino acids. The transcript has 5 exons. Gene Ontology annotation, biological process: purine nucleoside catabolic process. The record is from RefSeq and is a predicted model, not a curated record. Gene Ontology annotation, molecular function: zinc ion binding; guanosine deaminase activity.